AUGGAACUGGCUUUCGACGAUGUUUUUACUGGUGUAUUCAUUGGCGAUGACGAUGCCGACGACGAGGACGACGAUGAAUCAUCGCCCGAUGCUGAACUCAGUCCGAGAAUCAUACUGGCUUUCGAACUCUUGCUGAUUGUGAUGUGUGCCGCCGACGCUGCAGAAUCACUUUCGAAAUCUUGUGUUGUCUCUGAUAUUCUGCCGUAUUCAACAUCGACAUUGAAUGGCUCUGAUAAAUGUAGUGGUAUUGAAUUAUUUAUAAAGGGUAUACAUAAUAUUUGUUUAUACAUCGAAAAUAGAUACACUCUAUUAUAUCGAGUAGAUUUAGUUAUUUAA
Molecule: messenger RNA, 336 nt
Organism: Heterostelium album PN500
Lineage: Eukaryota; Evosea; Eumycetozoa; Acytosteliales; Acytosteliaceae
Exons: 4
Coding region: 1-336 (111 amino acids)
Source: RefSeq, a predicted model, not a curated record